Molecule: messenger RNA, 1954 nt
Organism: Owenia fusiformis
Lineage: Eukaryota; Metazoa; Annelida; Polychaeta; Sabellida; Oweniidae
Source: the annotation of a GenBank genome assembly
GAAAAUUACUGGCGUCGAGAUGCAUUGGGCGUAUCAUGUUACAUUACUGACCAAUCAGACCCAACUGGCCGCCACAACGUUUAGUUCACGUCUGCACAGGCGUUUAAACAAACUCUAAUCUCAAUCUGUGUGUAGAUUUGCCAAUCAUAGCUAGAAUUCUGGAUACGUACCCUUGUACAUGUAUUAUAGGAAGACAAUACAGAUUCGCUUAGUCUAAUGAUGAACAAAAUGUCUGCUCGGGAAGUCGUCCUACUGUUCAUCGCUAGUAUUACGGCCCAUUGCUGUCUUGCGGCAGAAUAUGGGAUAAUCGUUGAUGCGGGAAGCAGUGGAAGUCGGGCGAGAAUUUACACAUGGCCAGAGAGAACGUCGCUUAAUCAAAUUCUUCAACUGAGUGAGGUCGCUAACAAAAAAAUUAAGCCCGGGCUGAGUGCGUAUGCAGGUGACCCGACGGGUCUAAGGAACCAUAUCGGUGUUCUCCUUGGCGCGUGUAAGGAAAACGUUCCAGUUGACAAACAGGCGGAUACGCCAUUCUAUAUAAUGGCAACAGCUGGAAUGAGACUACUCCCGGGUGGUGAAGCUUUCUCGAUUUACCAACAAAUCAACACCAUGCUCUUUAAUAAGUCAUUUUGCCCGUUUGAAUAUAAAAAGGGGAACGCCAGGACUCUGUCCGGGGAAGAGGAGGGGGCAUUCACGUGGAUAUCUGCAAAUCAGCUAAACGGAUUAUUUGGAGAAAGCCGUACUACAAAUAAAAUUGUUGGAAUUCUUGAGAUGGGUGGAGCAUCUACUCAGAUAGCGUUUGUUCCCGAGCGUAGCGUAUUGGCGGAUAAAUUCCCUGUGUAUGUAGCUGGACAGUACUACCCUCUCUAUGUCCACAGUUAUCUAUAUUACGGUCAGAAUUACGCAAUACAAAAAGUAAAGGACAAUUUAUUUCGAAAAUACGAUCGAACGUCCGGGGCUGCCAUCAGCAAUCCGUGUAUGCUGAACGGGGAUGAGAUCACAGAAACUAUGGAUGGCCUUGACGUUACAUUUAUCGGUACUGCAAAUGCGGAUCAUUGUUUAGAAGUCAUACGUGAAGAACUAGUUUAUAAAGUUCCGGAUUACCAAUGCUAUCCGAAGCCAUGCGCCAUUGGACAGAACUACCAACCGAUAGCCCCAAAGGAAAUGACAUUUUACGCUGUUUCUGCUUUCGUGUAUGCAGUUUUAGGUGUCGGCGCAGUCGAGGAAAAUGAUUUGACAACUGCCAGAAGAAUCGAGGCAAAGACACGAGAAUUUUGCAAGCUAGAUAUCAAAACUGCCAUUAAUCGAUUAGGCAGAUAUGCGAACUCUCGUUGUUUGAUCGGUCUUUAUACAAGCAGCCUGUUGACCGAUGGGUUUGGAUUUGGCAAAGAUAAGAAGAUUAACGUUGCUGGGGAAAUAGCUGAGCAUGAUCUUACAUGGGCACCAGGAGCCAUGGUUUAUGAGGUAGAACGCCGCGAAAGGGGACGCAUCCUCGACAUCGACGAAGACUCGUCAUCUGGCGAAAGUGAAUCUGGGGACUGCUAUUAGAAAACCAGUGACAUUUCAUGAUCAACGGGUAUAUCAGGGAAUAUCAUAACCUCAAACCUCAAACAUCUUCUAAAACUUGAUUUCCAUGUGUUGAUGGGAUAACUAUAUCAAUUAGUCAUUUAAUACAUUUUCAUUUCCUUGGUUUUUGGUAAAUGAUAUAUAUUUAUCCCUCAUAGGUUUGGUUCUAUUGUUCUCUAACAAAUAUCGUUGGCCAGUAUCUGGAAAAGGAAACGGGUGGCUAUCUUUUCUCAAAUGCCCAUUGCGAUAUUUUUUAGUUUUAGUUGAAGCAAACGCUUUUCCGGAUACAUUCGGCUUUGAUGAUUUCGACCACGCCGAGUUUGUAUAGCAUGUAGAAACUCCGUACGUAACGUGAUAGAUUGUUCUUAAUCGUGAACGCCACGAUUUAAAC